AUGGAGAACGCAAGCAGUGUGAAGGAAUUCAUUCUUCUGGGCCUCUCAGACAAUCAAGGGGUGCAGAAAAUAUGUUUUGUGAUGUUUCUGUUCUUCUACAUGAUUAUUGUAGCAGGAAAUCUGCUCAUCGUUAUCACUGUAAAUAGCAGUCGACGUCUGAACUCCCCCAUGUAUUUCUUCCUCUGCUACCUGUCCUUUGUAGAUAUCUGUUACUCUUCUGUCACAGCUCCCAAAAUGAUUGCCGACUUCCUUGUUGAAAAUAAAACUAUCUCCUUUGUGGGUUGCAUAGCACAGCUGUUUGGGGUACAUUUCUUUGGCUGCACAGAGAUCUUCAUCCUCACAGUGAUGGCCUAUGAUCGCUACAUUGCCAUCUGCAGACCUCUCCAUUACACCUGCCUCAUGACCAGGCGCGUGUGUGGCCGGAUGGUGAUCGGCUCGUGGGUGGGCGGCUUCGUGCACUCCAUAGUGCAGACUCUUCUAACCACUCAGCAACCCUUCUGUGGCCCUAACAUAAUUGACCACUACUUCUGUGAUGUCCACCCCCUACUACAACUGGCCUGUACCAACACCUACGCUGUGGGCAUCAUUGUUGUUGCCAACAGCGGAAUGGUAAGUCUGAGCUGUUUCUUCAUCCUGGUCAUGUCCUAUGUUGUCAUCCUGGUUUCCUUGAAAACUCAAGGGUGGCACAAGGCCCUCUCCACCUGUGGGUCCCACAUCACUGUGGUGAUUCUGUUCUUUGGGCCAUGCACGUUCAUGUACAUACGUCCGUCCAGCAAUCUGUCAGAGGACAAGAGCCUGGCACUGUUUUACACUGUCAUCACACCCAUGCUGAACCCACUCAUCUACACGCUAAGAAAUGAGGAGGUGAAGAGUGCCAUGAGAAAACUGUGGAGUAGGAAAGUGGGAAGUGAAAAUGGAAAGGUGUAG
Messenger RNA from Phaethon lepturus (White-tailed tropicbird), 927 nucleotides. RefSeq names its product olfactory receptor 4S2-like. The record is from RefSeq and is a predicted model, not a curated record. NCBI's taxonomy places the organism in Eukaryota, Metazoa, Chordata, Aves, Phaethontiformes, Phaethontidae. Gene Ontology annotation, molecular function: olfactory receptor activity; G protein-coupled receptor activity. Bases 1 to 927 code for a protein of 308 amino acids. Gene Ontology annotation, cellular component: membrane. The transcript has a single exon. Gene Ontology annotation, biological process: G protein-coupled receptor signaling pathway.